Molecule: messenger RNA, 1173 nt
Organism: Penicillium angulare
Lineage: Eukaryota; Fungi; Ascomycota; Eurotiomycetes; Eurotiales; Aspergillaceae
Exons: 1
Coding region: 1-1173 (390 amino acids)
Source: RefSeq, a predicted model, not a curated record
AUGAUUGCAGCAAACGUCACUUCUCUUCCAUCGGGAGAUUCACCCGACUUGAUUUUGGUCCCUGCCACCCCCGAGGAACGCAUCGCUUCUAUCAAGCUCAACAGCAUUGCUUGGAAAGGACCAUUGAAUAUCGAAACCUAUAUUGCGCGUGAAGACCAUUUAUUCGCCCAACGACUGACCCGCGACGGCCUGACAUGCUGGAUACUAGUCGACAAGUCCGAACCCGAGGGCGAGCGCACAAUCCUCAGCUCCUGCGAAACAUAUCAGAAGAAAGCACUACUGGCACAUAACGGCGAAGUGGAAAAUGUCUCCACACACGGCAUCGGGAGCGUUUACUGCAGACCCGAAUUUCGGGGGAAAGGAUAUGCGAAACGGAUGUUCCAAGAAUUAAGCGUGAAAGUUGAUACAUGGAAGAUGGAGAAAGAGAAAAGGGGUCGAUCUCUAUUUACAGUUCUUUUUUCUGACAUUGGGAAGAAUUUCUAUGCUCAGUUUGGAUGGAAGCCGUUCUUAUCUUCGCAUAUGAGUCUGCCACCACUCCCGAAGCAAGAGCUGUCUAAUGGGGCAGCGGUGAAACAGAGUGAAACCAAGGUUCUAUGUGCAGCAGAUGUGCAGAAACACAUUUGCAAUGAGACCGUUAUAAACAAGUUGAGGGAUCAGCUGCAUGAUGCUUCACAGGCUACACCUGGUAGUAUGAUUGCGAUUAUGCCCGAUUACGAUCAUUUCGUGUGGCAUUGGGCCCGGGAGGAGUUUUUUGCAGAGAAGCUUUUGCCGAAUCGCUCUUCGCCUGUGAUUAAGGGUGCUGGAAAUGACUUGGCUCGUGUGUAUUGUUCUUGGACUAGGAACUUCGGCGAAACCCCCGAGGAUAAUGUUUUGUAUAUCCUGCGAUGGGUCUAUGAUGAUCCUACCUCGAAAGAAGAGGAACAGACUUUGGUUGAUGCCAUGGUUGCCAUUUUGCGGCAGGCACAGCAAGAGGCGCAUGAGUGGAAUAUGAGCAAGGUCGAGUUUUGGAAUCCGACACCAUUACUGCAGAAGGCGGUUUCGAUUUUGGACUCAGACGCUCAGAUUGUGCAUCGUGAGAAGAGCAGUAUUGCUAGUUUGCGUUGGACUGGUGCGGAGAAGGGACUUGGUAAUGAUGUGGAAUGGUUCCUGAACGAGAAGUAUGCUUGGUGUUGA